Morus notabilis is the source of this 1794-nucleotide messenger RNA. RefSeq names its product hydroxyproline O-arabinosyltransferase 1. The coding region runs from base 497 to 1582 and encodes 361 amino acids. The record is from RefSeq and is a predicted model, not a curated record. Gene Ontology annotation, molecular function: glycosyltransferase activity. NCBI's taxonomy places the organism in Eukaryota, Viridiplantae, Streptophyta, Magnoliopsida, Rosales, Moraceae. The transcript is spliced from 8 exons.
GAAGGAGCGCCUUAAGCGUGUUGACUACACAGUAGAGCAGCGUAAUUUACGCUGCUUUCCUUCGGAUCCAAGUCCAACACUAAUCUUCUGUUUUGGUUCACUUCUUGUUCAAGGCUCAAUUUCUCUGAAGCCCAAUAAGAAAUAAAAGGCCCACGUAGUAGAGAAACAAGCCCAUGAAUGCAAAAUCUAAAGGGAAAAUUGCCAGCCAAAUUUCUUCACCAGCCAGACGGCGACGACUUCCCGAACCCGCCAAUUAUCUUCCUUCCCUCUAGGGGCCUCCACUCUAUAUUUUAGUCCCACAGAGAGAGUAGCAAAAGAAAAAAAAAACGUUUUUCUUUCUGUAUAGUUGACAUACACAACUUCAUGGAAUCAUGGAUAAUAUAUGUACAGAAACAGAGAGAGAGAGAGAUAGGCGUUGAUACUUAAAGAGAGGGGGAAAAACCAAAAAGAAAAGAAAAAACCCAAAAAAAAAAAAAAGGGAAAGAAAGAAGAGAAAAUGGGUUGUGGGAAUUUGUUCUUCAGCGCACUGGUAACGUUCUCGGUAGCUCUGAUCACAUACAACAUAAUAAUAUCGGCGAAUGCCCCUCUGAAGCAGGACUUCCCGGGGCCGUCACGGCAUUCGUCGAUCUCGGUGGACCCCAUUAUUAAGAUGCCGUUAGAGCGCUCCAAGGCGAGCUCCAAGCAGAAGCGGCUCUUCCACACGGCGGUGACGGCAUCGGACUCCGUCUACAACACGUGGCAGUGCCGGAUCAUGUACUACUGGUUCAAGAAGUUCAAGGACUCUCCCAAUUCCGAGAUGGGCGGCUUCACCAGAAUCCUCCACUCCGGCAAUCCCGACAACUUCACGGACGAGAUCCCCACCUUCGUCGCUCAGCCUUUGCCCGCUGGAAUGGAUCAGGGUUAUAUAGUUCUCAACAGGCCAUGGGCAUUUGUCCAAUGGCUUCAGAAAGCUGACAUUAAGGAAGAUUACAUACUGAUGGCGGAGCCAGAUCAUAUUAUUGUUAAGCCUAUACCCAACUUAUCUACAGAUGGGCUUGGAGCUGCAUUUCCCUUUUUUUAUAUUGAACCGAAAAAAUAUGAGAAAGUCCUCAGGAAGUACUUCCCCGAGGACAAAGGACGAAUAACCAGAAUCGACCCAAUUGGGAAUUCUCCUGUCAUUGUUGGAAAGGAAUCUCUCAAGAAGAUUGCUCCAACUUGGAUGAAUGUUUCCUUGGCAAUGAAGAAGGAUCCCGAAACAGACAAAGCUUUUGGUUGGGUUCUUGAAAUGUAUGCUUAUGCUGUUUCGUCUGCUCUACACGGCGUUGGUAACAUCUUAUACAAGGAUUUCAUGAUUCAGCCUCCAUGGGAUAAAGAAGUUGGGAACAAGUUCAUAAUUCAUUAUACUUAUGGAUGUGACUACAAUUUGAAGGGUGAAUUAACCUAUGGAAAGAUUGGAGAAUGGAGGUUCGACAAAAGGUCUUUUACCCAGGUUCCUAUGCCAAGAAACCUUCCUCUACCUCCACCUGGUGUUGCAGAAAGUGUGGUAACUCUUGUGAAAAUGGUCAAUGAGGCCACGGCAAACAUUCCAAAUUGGGGAUCAUAGACGAGUGGGCUGAAGCCGCUGUAGAGACUAACUAUAUUGUAUGAGCGGCUUCUCGACUUUUUCGUAAAUAUGCAUUCCACUGUGUUGGACAAAGAGCCUUCUUUGUUUCGGUUUAUGCACAUAAGUAUACACAAAUGUAUCCCUCCGGUUUUAUUUUGACAAUCUAUAAUCUAUAAUCUAUAAUUAUAUAAAAUGGAAGGAUUUUCUUGGUU